CCACGUUGCUUCUCCAGCGUCAUAAACCAAAGAAGAAGAAGUAAACACUCGGCACUACCUGCAGUGUUGGUAUUUUACUGAGAAAACGCGCGGAUUAACGCUUACAAAUAUCCAUUAUAGACAUUUUUGAUUUAUUUUUGGUGCGAAUUUAGGUUGCAAAAUGACUUGUGUACCGCCAUUGAGGUUCUAUAAAGACUUACCCGUGUGGAUAGUGGAGGACCACCACAAUGUGGUUUGUCAUAUCUACCGCGCCAUUGCGUCGCGACAUCUCCCCAUGAAGAACAUUAAGCUUGUUCAUUUGGACUCCCACCCAGAUAUGUUGAUCCCUGUCAACAUGUGUGCUGACACCGUAUUCCAUAAGGACAAGUUGUUUAGUGAGCUGAGUAUAGAGAACUGGAUUAUGCCCAUGGUUUAUGCGGGCCAUGUGUCGUGUGUGGCAUGGCUGCAUCCUUACUGGGCUCAGCAAAUCAGGGAAGGCGACCACACGAUGACCGUGGGCAAGGACUUAUCCACCACCACCAUCAGAGUGACGAGCAAAGAUCAUUACUUCCUCAGCGACGGCUUGUAUGUUCCGGAGGACCAACUCCAGAACUCCAAACCUCUCCGCUUAAAUGUCAUCAGAGUCAAUCCGGUCCAUGGUCAGCAGUCUUCACCAGAAAAGAAAUGCGAGGACGACCCGGAGACAUGUCUCGCCAAGAGACCCAGGAGAGAGGGCUCACGUCUUGGCGAGGCCGGCUGCUCGAGAAGAGCCGAGGCGCAGGUCAGCCAUGACGCCACGAGAAGCCAUUGUGGUGGGGGAGAUGAAGAAGGAUCCACGAGUUACGUCGUGAAGAGAAUAUCGACAUUGCUGAGUCAGGCAGAGCCAUACAUCCUGGAUAUCGAUUUGGAUUUUUUUUCCUGUAAGAAUCCAUUCAAGGAACUGUACACUCAGGAAGAAUACGUCAUCCUUCAGGAACUCUAUAGCUUCAGAGGACCUGGUGCUGAUGCUAACGAGGAGGAGCUGGGCGAGUGUGUGGACCAGCGGACACGUCAGUUGGAGGACUUGGAAGCAGCCUUCGCUGACCUCCUGGAAGACGACACAGAAGAGAUUGUUGCUCAGUGGGUCAGCAAACUGGGAAAGGCCUGUUUUGCCCACCUGGUCUCCAGUUUGAAGUCGAGAAAUCCUCAACCGGACUACGAAAUGGUGCAUCAGGCCGGUUUAACCUGCGACUCGUCCGAGUUGCCUCACCAUAUCAGCUCCGAUGACGAGAUCGACCGGCUCGUGUCGGCCGUGCAACUGUUCCUGGCGCACCUGCCCAAGCCCACCCUGGUGACCAUGUCCAGAUCCAGUUUGGAUGAGUACUGCCCCGCAGAACAAGUGGACUCAGUCCAAGGCAGAGUACUGGCUGUGCUUGAGAAGCAAUAUGGAUCAUUGGACAUACAAAAGGACUACGACAAUACUAACACAGAACUCCCUGCUUUUCAGAGUCUGGCACAAUGAGCCGGGCAAUAUCAGUGCAGAAAGUUUGUGAACAAUGUGAGUGAUUAAGAUUAUUGACCGUGAA
Entelurus aequoreus (snake pipefish) is the source of this 1544-nucleotide messenger RNA. RefSeq names its product linkage group 14 C5orf22 homolog (gene lg14h5orf22). The record is from RefSeq and is a predicted model, not a curated record. The transcript has 10 exons. The coding region runs from base 161 to 1480 and encodes 439 amino acids. NCBI's taxonomy places the organism in Eukaryota, Metazoa, Chordata, Actinopteri, Syngnathiformes, Syngnathidae.